Molecule: messenger RNA, 1209 nt
Organism: Trematomus bernacchii (emerald rockcod)
Lineage: Eukaryota; Metazoa; Chordata; Actinopteri; Perciformes; Nototheniidae
Gene: slc30a2
Product: solute carrier family 30 member 2
Exons: 8
Biological process (GO): zinc ion transmembrane transport; response to zinc ion
Cellular component (GO): plasma membrane
Molecular function (GO): zinc ion transmembrane transporter activity
Source: RefSeq, a predicted model, not a curated record
AUGGAUAAUAACGCUGCAAACUCGGAGAAAUCGCAACUGAUACACGAGAAGAGUGCGAAAAUGUAUUCUUUAAAACUACAAAGGUGGUAUCCAGACUCCAAAGAGCAGUAUCCAGACUUCCCAUUCAAGAACGGAGGCAUGCCGGGGGCCAUGGAGCUGAAGCGGCCCGCGGGGGCGCACUGCCACGGGAAACAGAAGCUGGCAUGUGAGGAGAGCGGAGACCGGAUGCUGGCCAAGAAGAAACUCUACAUCGCCUCAGCCGUCUGCCUCGUCUUCAUGAUCGGAGAGGUCAUAGGAGGCUACCUGGCCCACAGCCUGGCCAUCAUGACGGACGCGGCCCACCUCCUCACAGACUUUGGCAGCAUGAUGGUGAGCCUGUUCUCCCUCUGGAUCUCCUGCAGACCCCCGACCAAAACCAUGAACUAUGGCUGGCACAGAUCAGAGAUCCUCGGGGCGUUCAUCUCAGUGAUUUCCAUCUGGAUCGUGACGGGGGCUCUGGUGUAUUUAGCCAUCGAGAGGAUCGUCAGAAACGACUAUGAGAUUGAUGGCCACGUAAUGUUGGUGACCUCGGGGUGCGCCGUCAUCGUCAACAUAAUCAUGGCCUACAUCCUGCACCACUCCACCACCUUCCACUCUCACGGCAGCGGGUACCAGCAGAUCGAGGAGGGGGGUCGCAGCCCCGCGGCUCACGGUCACUCCCACGCUCUGCUAGGGGGGGGCCACAGCAACACCAGCGUCCGCGCAGCCUUCAUCCACGUGGUGGGAGACCUCCUGCAGAGCGUGGGCGUCAUGGUGGCCGCCAUCAUCAUCUACUUUCGGCCCGAGUAUAAAGUGGCAGAUCCCAUCUGUACGUUCCUGUUCUCCAUCUUCGUCCUCUUCACCACCAUCACCAUCCUCAGAGACGUCUUCAGGAUACUCUUGGAAGGCGCUCCUAAAGGCAUCGAGUUUAACUCCGUGAAGGAGGUGCUGCUGUCGGUGAAGAAGGUGAAGUCGAUGCACUCUCUGCAUCUCUGGGCUCUGACUCUGGGUCAGGCUCUGGUCUCUGUUCACCUGGCCAUAGAGGAGGGUGCUGACGCCCAGUCGGUGCUGCAGGAAGCCACCGAGCUGCUGAACACUAAGUUUGGUUUCCACAGCAUCACCAUCCAGGUGGAGCUCCACUCAGAGGAGAUGAACCACUGCGGCCACUGCCAGGACCCCCGAGACUUGACC